UAACUGCGGUCACACGAUAUUUCUUAUUUAGUUUCGCACGUGUUUUUGAGUUUGUUAUUAAAUUGAGUAUAAAUUCGAAAUGGGAUUUGGACGGCCUAGUGGUAAUGGUUCUGGCAGAGGAUUUCGUGGCGGCGGCGGUGGAUUUAACAGAGGUGGCCCUCGUGGUGGACGAGGAACUUUUGAUAAUGGCCCACCAGAUCGUGUCAUUCCAUUGGGCAACUUUGUUUACUCCUGUCAAAACGAUUUGGUCUGCAAAGUCGAAAUCCAAGAUGUCCCGUAUUUUAAUGCUCCCAUAUUUCUUGAAAAUAAGGAACAAAUAGGAAAAAUUGAUGAAAUAUUUGGAACAGUUCGUGACUUUUUCGUAUCCGUCAAAUUAUCGGAUAACGUCUAUGCUAACAGCUUCAAUCCGAAUCAAUCAUUAUAUAUCGAUCCUGGCAAACUAUUGCCAAUCGCUAGAUUUCUUCCUAAGCCUCCACAACCGAAAGGAGUUCAGAAGAAGUCCAGUCGCGGUGGAGCUGGUGCUAUGUCUGGCUUCCGGGGUGGUUCAACCCGCGGUGGAUCAGGUGGACGCGGCGGUGCGAGGGGUGGCGGAAGAAAUAAUUUUGGAAGCGGCGGUGGAUUUAGAGGGCGUGGCGGUGGCGGAGGUGGAUUCAAUAGAGGAAGAGGAGGCGGUGGCUCCUCUGGCGGACGUGGGCGUUGGUAGUUCCUUUGGUGAUGUCAAAACUUAAAUCACAAAGAAAACCUAAAAACUAUAAUGUGCUCUGACUUUUCAUUUAAUUAUACAAAAUUUAAAAACAAA
Messenger RNA from Drosophila serrata, 799 nucleotides. It is a transcript of the gene Gar1, whose product is annotated as Gar1 ribonucleoprotein. Gene Ontology annotation, molecular function: box H/ACA snoRNA binding. Gene Ontology annotation, biological process: ribosome biogenesis; snoRNA guided rRNA pseudouridine synthesis. Gene Ontology annotation, cellular component: box H/ACA snoRNP complex. Lineage: Eukaryota; Metazoa; Arthropoda; Insecta; Diptera; Drosophilidae. The record is from RefSeq and is a predicted model, not a curated record.